UUGACAUCUUCAUUUACCAAAGUACAUACAAUUUACAAACAUGUCAAGUACCACAAGAAAUCUUAGGAACCUUGGCCUAUGCUUUUCAAAUUCCAUUCCUCAAUCAAAAUCUCCACCUACAAGUCCCACUCCUACCACUACUAGUGCAUCUUCCUCACAUCAACAUCAUCAUCAAAUUCAUGACAAACCUUCUUCAUCUACAUCUUCCACAUCAAUUAUGAUCAAGAACUUCAACUCUCUCUAUGACCCUUCCUUAACCUCUUCUAACCACACUUUAUGCUCUUCUUCACUCUCUACCACUUUUACCACAUCCACUUCUUUCGAAAUCGAACCCGAACCUGAGCCAGUGGACUUCGCGGCAGCCUUUGCAUCUCAACGCUUCUUCUUCUCCUCCCCCGGAAGCUCCAACUCACUAAUCGAAUACACAAACAAAAAUAUCAUCCAACAUUCUUCAAUACCAUUGACAGAUAAGUCCAAUAGUGUUAAGCGUGAAAAGAAAGAGAAGAUAGAGAAAGAGGAUGUUUUGUUCAACGGAAGUGUGGCAGUACCAACCUAUUCUCCCGACCCUUAUACAGAUUUCAGGAGGUCGAUGCAAGAGAUGGUGGAGGCGCGGCCCGAGUUGAUGGAUGUGAAAUCAAAUUGGAAUAUCUUGCAUGAGUUGCUUCUAUGUUACCUUGCUCUAAACCCAAAGAAUACUCACAAGUACAUUCUUGGUGCUUUUGCGGAUCUCCUCGUUACCCUCAUGUCAUUCUAGUCAUGAUUCUAAAUUGCAGUUACGAAUACGCUACAUAUUUUUUAUAUUGCAAGAAAAUGUACCUAUUGCAUAGACUUCUAAGAUUUUAUAUUGCGGUCGCAAUUGCAGAGUGUUGUUGUUUAGAUUAUUUUGUUGUAAAUUAAAAUGAUAUCAAAGAAUGUAACGUGGAUGCCAGAUAAUGAUUUGUCUCAUCAUAAUCAAUUAAUCUGCUACUUCAUUCAUCCAUGUUCAUUUUUUUCUUGAUUUGGUUAAUUUUAACAAGUGAGUACUUGAGUAU
Messenger RNA from Trifolium pratense (red clover), 1031 nucleotides. RefSeq names its product transcription repressor OFP12-like. The coding region runs from base 41 to 754 and encodes 237 amino acids. Lineage: Eukaryota; Viridiplantae; Streptophyta; Magnoliopsida; Fabales; Fabaceae. Gene Ontology annotation, biological process: negative regulation of DNA-templated transcription. The record is from RefSeq and is a predicted model, not a curated record. The transcript has a single exon.